GCAUCUAAACUCAGUCCACAUAAACAAUUAAUGGAGCCAAAGAACAAUGUGACUUUCUUUGUCUUCACGGGCCUCACACAAAACCCAGUGGAACAGAAAGUGCUUUUUGUGAUGUUCUUGCUCUUCUACAUUUUGACCGUGGUGGGCAACCUCCUCAUUGUUGUGACUAUUACUGUCAGUAAGACCCUAGGCUCACCCAUGUACUUCUUUCUUGCUGGUUUGUCACUUAUGGACAUCAUUUAUUCCUCGGCCAUUACCCCCAAGUUGAUUUCAGACUUAUUCUUUGGGAAAAAUGUCAUAUCUUUUCAAUCUUGUAUGACUCAGCUCUUUAUAGAGCACAUUUCUGGUGGGUCAGGAGUCUUUAUUCUGGUGGUGAUGGCCUAUGACCGCUAUGUGGCCAUCUGUAAGCCCUUGCAUUAUUUGGUUAUCAUGAGACGGCGAGUGUGUGUUUUGUUUCUGGCGGUGUCUUUGUUUGGAGGAUUUUUGCACUCGGUAGUUCAAUUUAGUGCUAUUUACGCACUCCCAUUCUGUGGCCCAAAUGUCAUUGAUCACUUUUUGUGUGAUAUGUAUCCCUUAUUGGAACUUGUCUGUGCUGACACCUAUGCCAUUGGCUUUUUAGUGGUGUUCAAUGGAGGGCUGAUUUGUACAAUUGUGUUUCUGGUCUUACUUACAUCUUACGGUGUUAUCUUGCACUCUCUAAAGAACCUUAGUCAGGAAGGGAGGCGUAAAGCCCUCUCGACCUGUGGCUCUCAUAUCACUGUGGUUGUCCUCUUCUUUGUUCCCUGUAUUUUCAUGUAUGUAAGGCCUGUUAAGACCUUCCCCACUGACAAAUUAUUAAGUGUGUUUUAUACAGUAGUAACUCCAAUGCUGAAUCCCUUAAUCUACACACUGAGAAAUUCAGAAAUGAAAAAUGCUAUGAAGAUGCUGUGGGGAAGAAAGAUCUUAUUAGGAAGUAGAUUAGUGACUCACCCACCAUGA
Molecule: messenger RNA, 978 nt
Organism: Tupaia belangeri chinensis (Chinese tree shrew)
Lineage: Eukaryota; Metazoa; Chordata; Mammalia; Scandentia; Tupaiidae
Product: olfactory receptor 4A47
Exons: 1
Coding region: 31-978 (315 amino acids)
Biological process (GO): G protein-coupled receptor signaling pathway
Cellular component (GO): membrane
Molecular function (GO): G protein-coupled receptor activity; olfactory receptor activity
Source: RefSeq, a predicted model, not a curated record